Bubalus bubalis (water buffalo) is the source of this 930-nucleotide messenger RNA. RefSeq names its product retinol dehydrogenase 16-like. The record is from RefSeq and is a predicted model, not a curated record. Gene Ontology annotation, molecular function: oxidoreductase activity. The transcript has 4 exons. NCBI's taxonomy places the organism in Eukaryota, Metazoa, Chordata, Mammalia, Artiodactyla, Bovidae.
AUGUGGCUGUACCUGGCGGUCCUCGUGGGCCUGUACUACCUCCUGCGCUGGUACCGGGAGAGACAGGUGGUGAGCCACCUCCGGGACAAGUUUGUCUUCAUCACGGGCUGUGACUCAGGCUUCGGGAACCUCCUGGCCAGGCAGCUGGACCUACGAGGCUUGAGGCUUUUGGCUGAGUGUCUGACAGAGCAGGGGGCCGAGCAGCUGAGGAACCAGACGUCAGACAGGCUGCAGACGGUGAUCCUGGAUGUCAUCAAGACAGAGAGCAUCGCUGCGACCACCAAGUGGGUGAAGGAAGAUGUGGGGGACAGAGGCCUCUGGGGUUUGGUGAACAAUGCUGGCAUCCUUCUGCCUGCUGCCCCGAAUGAAUGGCUGACCAAAGAUGACUUCUCCAAGAUCUUGAAUGUGAACUUGAUUGGCCUCAUCGAGGUGACACUGAGCUUUCUUCCCCUGAUCAGAAAGACCAGGGGAAGAGUAGUCAAUGUUUCUAGUCCAGCUAGGAGAGUAUCCCUGUUUGGCGGUGGCUACUGCAUUUCUAAGUAGGGGGUAGAAGCUUUAUCCUACAGUCUGAGAAGGGACCUCAGUCAUUUUGGCAUUCGUGUUGUUCUCAUAGUACCUGGAAAGUACAAAACAUCCAUUUUCCCUGACAAUAUGCAGGAUAUUCUCGAGGGGAUCUGGAGUCAAGUGUCCCCAGAGGUGAAAGAGAGCUAUGGACAGAAGUACUUUGAAGACUAUUGCCAGUAUUUUCAUGGCCUCAUUGCUAAAGGAAAGGAGAAUCUGAGCCCGGUCGCCAGCUGCAUGGAGCACAACCUGACUGCUGUUCACCCUCGUAUCUGCUACUCUAUUGACUGGGACAGCAAAUGCUUCACUUUUGUUCUGUCUUAUUUACCAACAUCUGUGGCAGACUUUAUCCUUUGUCAUAUUUUAUAG